Messenger RNA from Syngnathoides biaculeatus (alligator pipefish), 2782 nucleotides. It is a transcript of the gene cers2a, whose product is annotated as ceramide synthase 2a. Gene Ontology annotation, cellular component: membrane. Bases 406 to 1563 code for a protein of 385 amino acids. The record is from RefSeq and is a predicted model, not a curated record. Gene Ontology annotation, molecular function: sphingosine N-acyltransferase activity; DNA binding. The transcript has 12 exons. Gene Ontology annotation, biological process: ceramide biosynthetic process. Lineage: Eukaryota; Metazoa; Chordata; Actinopteri; Syngnathiformes; Syngnathidae.
CAGCCUGCUACCCGCCCACCGGCUCACUUUAAACCUAAUCCCAACUGUAAUGUUCACUACGUCCACCCACUUGUUUGACUGAUAGUUGUGCGUGUUCACUGUGGUAGUACAUAAAAAUUCAACAUAACGAUCUCGGUUCUUCGAUAGCCUUAAAAUUCUCCAUUUCAAAGGAAAAGUGCAGCGGAGUGAAAGUGCGACAGUUUUUUCCGCAGAGAUGAGGCGAACCUGAGCUGCAUCGGAGGGGGAAACGGGCUGUUGGCAAAUCAUUGAAGGUUGAAUGUCUUGAAUGGGGAAGCGUGCAUGAAAUUCACUCAUCUUUGAACGGAAAAGAGGACAAACUGCUGCAAACAUAUUGCGACGUACAAAGUGUUCAGAGGAGAAUAUAGCACAAAGAAUUGCUGAAGGAUGUUGUCUUGGCUAAGCGAGCGGCUAUGGGCAGACUGGCUUUGGUUUCCUGAAGGCUUUGGUUGGGCCGACAUGAAGGAACCCAAUGUCGUUCUACCUCAAUUACAAGACCUUUGGGCUUUCAUUCCUAUUGCCAUCUGCUUCCUGGUCAUCAGACCGAUAUUUGAAAGAUGGAUAGCAGUUCCUCUGGCGUCUCUGCUGGGAGUGAGGGACAAAAAGCGUGUCAGCCCUCCCUUGAAUCCUUUACUGGAGGCCCACUUCUGCAGUAUAUCCAAGCACCCCACACAGAGCUCCUUAGAAAAGUUAAGUAAGCAGACAGACUACUCAGUCCGACAGGUCCAACGAUGGUUUAAGCAGCGGCGCAACCAGGACCGACCCAGCAAGAUAAAAAAGUUUCAGGAAGCCAGUUGGAGAUUUACCUUUUACCUUUUUGCUUUCUUUGCUGGCCUGGCGACCCUUAUUGAUAAACCAUGGUUCUAUAAUAUGAAGAGGAUGUGGGAUAACUUCCCAAAAAUGCCACUCUUAGAAUCUCAGUACUGGUACUACAUGAUUGAACUGGGCUUUUAUGUAUCACUGCUUGUGAGCGUAGCGUCAGAUGUCAAGCGUAAGGAUUUUAAAGAGCAAAUAGUUCACCAUAUUGCCACCAUUGUGCUGAUCGGUUUCUCCUGGCUGGUCAACUACAUCAGGGGAGGGACUUUGAUCAUGUUAGCGCAUGACGCCGCUGACUAUCUCAUGGAGUCGGCCAAGAUGUUCAACUAUGCAGGUUGGAAGAGGACGUGCAACUUCAUCUUCGUUGUCUUUGCUGUAGUUUUCAUCAUCACCCGUCUCGUAAUUUUCCCCUUCUGCAUCAUACAUGCUACGCUGGUGUACCCUUUGACCAUCUACAAGCCCUUCUUCGGCUUCUACUUCUUUAACGGUCUGCUGCUGUUACUGUUGGCUCUGCACGUCUUCUGGGCAGCGCUCAUAGUGCGCAUGGUCAUCAAGUUCCUCCCUGGAAAUGACAUUGUUGAGGAUGAACGCAGCGACAAAGAGGAGACCGAGUCUGAAGAAGAAGAUGGCAGCGCCGAGCGGACCAGAACAUUGAAAAAUGGACACAAGAAUGGUCACAUUAACAACGGCCAUACCCCACUUAACAACAACCGUCAAAAAAAGUACUAAGUGGACUUUGAGAGCUGUGCAAGGUUGGGAAGUCCAGGCCUUGCAUGCAUCCCACACUUGAAAGCCAAAGAAUAAGUUCGUGGCAUGUAAAGCGGAAACACGAAAUCUUUUCCCACACUGUUCAAUGAUAAAUAGUCCCAAUUCUGAUCACUGGAAAUUGACCAACGAACAAUGGAGACCAUCAUUAUCAAAUAAUUGUUGCUGUGUGCCGCUCUGCUUGUAGCUUUAAGGCACGUUACUGGAAGGUUUUGUUGUUGUUUUUCCUUCUCUCGGGGUUCAGACAGACAUACCCUUCCCGCACAGCAUCGGGUCAACACUCCUAUAAGUAGUAUUGCCUUCAAACUUGACUAAUUACACUCAAGCCAGAUACAAAGAAGGCAGUUACUAUGGACCAUUUCCUGAUUCAAGUCAAUUUACUGACACGUAGUAGUAACUUUGUUGGAACAAUGUGCAAAGCAAAAUACCGUGUGGCAUUUAAGAAUUUUAAGUUUGCGAAAGUGAGCCGCCAAGGUUUGAUUUGCUCCUUUAUGGAAGCAAGUUGUAGUUGCUUUGCCUUUUUGGCAACAAAACCUGCACACCAGUCCAAAAUCAUUUUAAUGUUAUUUUUGUUUAUGCCUAAUAUAUAUUCUUAGUUUUGUGAUUUUAUUUGCUUUGUUUUAUUUGUUUCCAGUCCUGUUCAAAUGAGAAAAGUAACUCCUACCCAGUUAAAGGCUUCCUUCUUUAUGGGAUGGCAUGGAGUCAAUGGAAAAUUAUUUUCAGUGUUUUCUGUAACCAAAGAUGCACUUUAUGAAUGACUUCCUUUAUGGAUCAGUUUAAUUGUAGUCAGCCCAUACAGGUUUACAUUUGGAUCUCAAUGUAAUUCAGUUUCACCAGAGGUUUGGGUCCCGGUUGUUUUUUUUUUUUUCCCUAUUUGUCAAUGUUUUGGUUCCGUUUUAACAAAGAGAACUUGAUUUGUUAAAUCAUAUAGUGUUUAAAGGAACCCAUCACCAAAGUGUGGUUUACAAGUGCCUUUAACUUUUGGAUUAUGAGUUGUUACAAAAUGCCAUCUUUUGUACUCUUAACACAAUACGGACUGUUGCUCUGGGCCAAUACUCAAUCCCACUUGUUUGCUGCCACAUCCCAUCCGCUCCUUCUAAACAGCUUUGCCUCAAAAGUGUUUUUAGUCUAUGUUUUGCUGUUGUGUAAUGUCAAAAUGAUUAAAAAAAUAUAUUUGUAUCGA